Molecule: messenger RNA, 1201 nt
Organism: Mollisia scopiformis
Lineage: Eukaryota; Fungi; Ascomycota; Leotiomycetes; Helotiales; Mollisiaceae
Exons: 3
Coding region: 80-1114 (344 amino acids)
Molecular function (GO): hydrolase activity, acting on ester bonds
Source: RefSeq, a predicted model, not a curated record
UCAUCUGUACCUUAAUAACGCGGGGUUAUUUUGACAAGGUUUGCCUCCUCUCAUCCGUGUACGUGAUGCUAGAGCACAUAUGAUCCGGAAAAACAUGCGGAGGACGGAAUGGAAAGCUCAUCUACAAAGUUUGCGCCAGGAACAGUACUAUAUUAAUUACACUGACGAAAGUCGCCUCGGAUACUUCAUCAGUCACAAUGGUACAGCUCCUCCUGCUGGACUGCUUCUUCCAGAGUCCUUCAACACUCCUGGUGGCGGGAUCACAUGGGAUAGAUGGGUCUCGAAUUAUACCGGAGCAAAGCUCUACGAUUAUGCUGUCUCAGGAGCUGUCUGUUCAAACCAGAUCGUAUAUCGAUACUUGGCGUCAAUUUAUGGACCGUUCCCAGACGUUGUCUACGAGGUCAACGCGUUCAUUGCCGACGUUGAUUACAUCAAUGCUACGACACACACCAACACCCUCUACACGAAUCGACGUGACAGCAAUACGGUCUACUCAAUGUGGAUUGGAACAAAUGACCUCGGAGUGGAUGCUUUCUUGACUGACAGCAGUCUCAACAUGACGACGAUCCCUGACUACGUUGACUGUAUCUUUGAUCGGUUCGACUCAAUUUAUGCUCAAGGUGGACGAUACUUUGUGCUGAUGAACACUGCACCUUUGCAAUUAUCACCACUCUAUGGGAUGCCAGACGCUGGUGGGCUGAACACAAGCCAUUACUGGCCUGACAAGCCAUCAAACAUCUCCGAGAUCAGUGGCAAGAUGAAAGAAUACACCUCUCUUGUAAACUCCAUCUUCUCAUACCGAACCCCCUACGAACUCAUGAUCGCCAAGCGCUAUCCCGGAGCCUCAUUCGCCCUCUACGAUGUCCACAGUCUACUCACCGACCUCUACUACAACCCCACCGCAUUCGGCCUAACAGCUCCAGCGAUAGUUGACGUUCCCUACUAUCAGUGCGACCCUUCGGGCGUUACUUGCGUUUCGAGCAAUAUGACGCUUGAUCAUUACAUGUGGUAUGAUGAAUUGCAUCCCAGCCAACAGACAGAUGAGGCUAUUGCGAGGGAAUUCGUGAAUGUGGUGAAGGGGGCGAGUAAGUAUGCUACUUAUUGGAAACAAUGAAUGAGAGAAGAGAGGUAUACAUUAAUAGAUAAUAUAUCAAUGAUUUCUUACGAGCAGUGUGGUGGUACAAAUAUGCGGCUAUGCGAG